Molecule: messenger RNA, 492 nt
Organism: Hyalella azteca
Lineage: Eukaryota; Metazoa; Arthropoda; Malacostraca; Amphipoda; Hyalellidae
Exons: 3
Molecular function (GO): protein binding
Source: RefSeq, a predicted model, not a curated record
AGGUACCAGUGGAAAAGCAUUUCUAAUAAAUAUAAAAAAUCAUAAUAUUCUGCUCCAAGAAGCAAUGGCUUCUCAAGCUGGUUGUGAUGAUAUUGAACAAAGCCUAUUGACAACUGAUGAGCAAGGCUACACUGCUCUUCAUCAUGCAGUAAUGGCAAGUGAUCUCGCAACUUUGAAGAAACUUCUGUCAUAUGCAGAUGAAAGGUGCGUCAACAUGGAGAGCCAUGAUCGGUCCACUGCGCUCCUUCUGCUCUGUAAAAGAUUCACUCCUGAGUCGCAGACUGACUUGCAAACUGAGGAAGAAAUUCUGGUGAGCCUCCUAGCUGCUGGUGCAAAUCCUAAUCUGCCUCAACCUGAUCCAGUUUCCUUACCUCUAUUUGCUGGUUUUAGCAGGCUGGACCAUGUCGGGUCACUCGGGUGUGGUGUUCUUGUUCACAAACUUCUUCAUGAUAUUUUAAAUCUGCCAGCUUAUUGCUCUUCUCUGUGUGAGAG